AUGUUCAGUGGCUCCUCGAGCCCACCCAAAGACAAACUAGAUCCAAUCCCCCAAUCCAGUGCGGCGGCUGCCACGCCUUCCUUGAGCAUACACACUGAAGAAAGUACGGUGCACCACAGCAAGUCUUUCCCGGGUGGCGGCUUCUUCAACCGUCGGACGAGCGAAGAUCAAAGUCCCAACAGCGAGAAAAAACGUCGGAGUAGCACAGUGACCAAGGCGGCUACCUUCUUCACCAACGCCAAGAAUUCGUUCAGCUUGAGCAGCAGUCCUCGCGAAUCGUCCUCUGUCAACUUUGCCGCUCGACCAUCGCCUACGCUACAAUCGCUUGGGAGUAUGGACCCGGCCUUGACUGUCCCACAAGGGUCGUUCAACAAUUCCGCUGGUGAAUCGUUACCCACGCCUCGUUCUUCCUUCAAAGUGGGUGUCACAGAAGACCGGAAUCGAAAAUGCCGUCGGACAAUGGAAGAUACCCAUGCCUAUCUGUACAAUUUCCUAGGCACUCCUGCACCGGUCGCCCCCCUUGACGGCGGUAAUCACGAUGCCGCUCAUUCUCCCCCCUCACCCACCUCGAGCAAAGUGGUGGAAACAGAUAAUGGUUACUUUGCCAUAUUUGAUGGACACGCUGGCACCUUCGCCGCAGAAUGGUGCGGAAAGAAGCUACACUUGAUUCUGGAGGAAGUGAUGCGAAAGAACCCUAAUACCCCGGUUCCGGAACUUCUCGACCAGACGUUUACCAGCGUGGACCAGCAGCUGGAGAAGCUACCCGUGAAGAACAGUGGAUGCACGGCUGUCAUUGCUCUCCUGAGAUGGGAAGACCGCAUUCCAAGCUCAAGUUCGGCGACCGGUUCUGCCGCGCUUGCCCCCGCUGCGGCGGCCGCCGCAAAGGGUGACGCCAAUUCGGAUGCUGGGGAUACCCCAACCCAAGCUACAGGUUCUUUACUCCCAAAGCUCCAGGAAAAGGCUGUCCGUCAACGUGUUCUGUACACCGCCAAUGUCGGCGAUGCCCGAAUUAUUCUAUGUCGCAACGGCAAGGCUCUUCGUUUGUCUUACGACCAUAAAGGCAGCGACGAAAACGAGGGCAAGCGGAUAGCCAAUGCGGGUGGGUUGAUCCUCAACAACCGGGUCAACGGAGUCCUCGCCGUCACCCGUGCUCUAGGUGAUGCGUACCUUAAGGAUCUUGUAACAGGACACCCUUACACUACCGAAACGGUGAUUCAGCCGGAUUCGGACGAAUUCAUAAUAUUGGCCUGCGACGGACUAUGGGAUGUUUGUAGCGACCAGGAAGCCGUGGAUCUGGUUCGCAAUGUUGCCGACGCUCAGGAAGCAUCCAAGAUUUUGGUCGACCACGCCCUUGCUCGGUUUAGUACCGAUAAUCUCUCCUGCAUGGUCAUCCGAUUCGACUCGGAGCGGGUCAAAGGCGUGGUCAAUCGAACCGCUGAGCCCAUCGGCGUCGAUGGUGACAUGGACAUUGAGCACGGUGUCAGCGAGGCGGACAAGAUCGUCGAAGGAGCUCGAAAGAGCAUGGCCAAUGCCGGCAUCACAGAUGAGUCGGAAGCCGAGAAGGUGAAGGACGAAAUCUUGCACAAAAUGGCGAACGAUGAGCCCGGGCCGGAACUCGCAGUCAACGAGCUAGGUGAUGCGCCAGUCGAGUCACCGUUGAGUGGCAAGAAUGAUCAAAAGAAUUGA
Aspergillus terreus NIH2624 is the source of this 1686-nucleotide messenger RNA. It is a transcript of the gene ptcG, whose product is annotated as type 2C protein phosphatase PTC1. Gene Ontology annotation, biological process: protein dephosphorylation. The transcript is spliced from 2 exons. The record is from RefSeq and is a predicted model, not a curated record. Bases 1 to 1686 code for a protein of 561 amino acids. Lineage: Eukaryota; Fungi; Ascomycota; Eurotiomycetes; Eurotiales; Aspergillaceae. Gene Ontology annotation, molecular function: protein serine/threonine phosphatase activity; cation binding.